Molecule: messenger RNA, 1892 nt
Organism: Marchantia polymorpha subsp. ruderalis
Lineage: Eukaryota; Viridiplantae; Streptophyta; Marchantiopsida; Marchantiales; Marchantiaceae
Source: the annotation of a GenBank genome assembly
CCACCGCAAAGCAGGGAUAAUCGUGAUAUAUAUCCGCGAACGACAUUUUCGGUCCGCCUAUGAGAAAUUGUUUGCAGAAAACAACAUCCUGCGCUCACAGUGCGCGAAUAUGUCUGUGGCUACAUGAAUAACUUGCUGCUUGGACUGUCGUAGAGGUGUUUUCCAAUCUGAAACUUGAAAUUGAACUUAUUCUGCCGGAUUACUUCGACACAUCAGAUUCAGAAGUAGUGGAAUUGACGAGUAGAUUUCGUUGACAGAGUUCUUUCCUUCAACAUCUGUACCAGUAAUCAGGCAGUGCUUUGUAGCCAGUUUCAAUAGUUGCUAGGGACGAUUGCUUGGCUCCUACAGUCUAGAAGGAUGUGCGCUCUACCUGCUUUGCACCUGCUCUUCGCGCGUUCCCAGUCCACUGGAACGAGUACCAGAUGUUUAAGCGUUGACGUGAGUAUAGCCUGUAAUGUCCCACCUCGUGGAAAUGCGAAAUUAAAACUAGGUCAUCUAGCUGUAGAAUCUUUUAGCUCACGACACUGCUUAUACACCGUCUAGUCAAAUGCGGACUCAGAGUAUGGGACCUUUUGCAAUGUAUCAGUGAUUCUCUCACAUGAAAGGGUCUGAAAUGCACAUCAUGAGCUUUCGGGACAAUUCUUGAAGAUCCAGUCCUCUCGGAAGCAGAAUCUGAGUUUGAACUGCCAGACACUGAACUUCCUUUUUCUGUUGGUGAUAAAUAAAGCAGCGGCUGGUCCAGGCCUCGAAACUGCGGGCUUGUAAAAUACUUGUAAAAUCUUAGCGGGUUGGUGAAGUUUGGCAAAUAUGCAGGCUGUAGCAGGGACUGUGGUCUGCACCUCAUCACUUUGCCGUUCCGAUGCCUACCGAAUCGGUCCCUUACCUAGUGCUCGCUUGUGCUCCGAAGGACGAAGGCUGCAGGCAGUUUCUGGCCAGCAAAGCCCUCAAGGCUUCAGUUUAAGACCUUGGAGAUGUAGAUCACCAGUAGUGCGCCUAUGCCAAUCAUCUGAAUGUGCAGAGAAAGUCGAUUUGGGAAUUCAAAUGAACAAAGCAACCGAAGUCUCUGUUAGCACAUGGAACGUUGGCAAAGGUUUGGCUUUGUUGGGGAGUGGAGGUAUCACAUUGUGGACAUCAGCAGCCGUAGCCGAAGAGAUUGUGGUCGAUGCGUCAGGCCAAGGAGGGGAAGUGGCGGCUGACACGGUUCUCAGCUUGUUGUUUACUGCUGCCUUCAUCGGCCUUAGCAUUCUAACAAUUGGUGUUCUUUAUCUCUCUAUAUCAGACUUCCUAGAGAAGAGAGAAAGGGAUGCUAUGGCUAAAGCAGCUGGAUCGGAUCAAGACAAACUGGGUGCACCCGUGACGCAGAAAGGAGAUCGUCUUACGCCGAAGGGGUUCGGCAAGAAGGUUGAGAAGGUUGAGAAGGAAAAGAAGGUGGAGCAAAAGAGUUAAGACACAUAUGUACUGGAGAAAAUCUGGCACCCACCAGAUCCCUGAUCUUCUCACUCCUCAUGUCCUCAAUUCAAAUCUUUUUGACCGAAUUUUGUAUGGAAUCCUUCGGUUUGAGGCAUCGUCCGUCAGUGCCUACUCUUUCAAGGACCGAAAGCUCUCAGAUAAGUUCAGAUGCACUGAAGUUUGUAAAUUCUAGCGCAGGAUUGGAGUUUUUUCGGACUCUCUUGCGAUGUGCCUGCAACUGUAAGGCACAACCUACGAGCAGUAAUAUGCUACUGCACGUUUUUUGUGGUUUAUAGUUCUUCCAUGGUUGUUCAUGGGCUGCAUUUGAGGAGAAUAGCUUCUCAGAUUUCGACUUGCACAAUUAAAAAUAUAUUUGCAGAUCAGGCGCCUAGUUCUGUGAUCAAGAAUUGUUCUCAAGAAGACAGGCAUUUAGUCCAUCUGUG